Molecule: messenger RNA, 2832 nt
Organism: Clonostachys byssicola
Lineage: Eukaryota; Fungi; Ascomycota; Sordariomycetes; Hypocreales; Bionectriaceae
Source: the annotation of a GenBank genome assembly
AUGCCCUCAUUCCUCAACGACGCCAACUCGCCCAUCUUCCAGGACAACGCGGAUAUCCUUAAUCUUGAUCCCCAUAACGACUUCGGCGUCGCUGCCUCAGGUAAGGACGCUCGGGUCGUGGAUGGCGGCAUCACCAUCCCGCAACAACCCCAGUCUCGUACCAUCAAUGAACCAUACGACGAGACGUCAAACUCAUCCAUCCACGACUCUGACGUAUCGGACUCUGUCCCCAUGAACACGAAUGGAAACGGCACUCGCCCUACGAGCAUGAGCUCCCUUCCUAACAACAAGAGUUUGUCCAAUGGGAACGACAGUGGAUAUGAUGCCGAUGGUCCUAUCAAGAAUGAUGACGCGUUCGCCAAUGGUAUCACGCAUACACUUCCCGACCGCACAGUCCGCAAUUCGAAAGAAGCCGGUGUCAAUGGGACAGCGAACACGAACGAGAUGACCCACCACUCCCAACAUGAAGAGUCAACGACCGAUUAUUUUACAGAGAGUUCGAAAUCUGCACGUCAUCUGGGAGAGGACGUCCGACAUCAGCUCCAGACGAUCCAUUCGGGGAGCGAAGCCAUCAACGCUAAUGACCAUAAUGCCUCGCCAACAGCAUUUAUACCUGACUCCACACCACCCAAUUCCUCAACACAUCGACUAUCCUCAUCGCCGACCUAUCAGGCAGGAGCCGGCUCGCCGUCGUCUUCUAACCUGCAAAACUCGCACCCGAACUCCCAAUUACGGCAGAGACAUACUCUCGAAGUACCCAGAGCCUCCGCAAACCGACUUGCCAAAGAUGGACCGGAAACUUCACAGGCCACUGGACGCUAUUCACACCCCGUUGCGCCCGUCGGCUCACGGAGAGCAUCAUUGAGCUUGGCUCGUAGGACAACCAGGUCUAUGCAGUCGGAAGGUCCGCGCGACGAGAUUGUGCCAGAUGAAGAUGCUCAGAGAUGGGCUGAGGCACUUCGGCAGAAGAGGGCCAGCAAGCGCAAGAGAAAGGAAGAGGAAGACGAUGACCGGGUCCUUGUGGGAACGAAAGUGGACGAGUCCCAUGCCAACUGGGUCACAGCCUAUAACAUGCUGACAGGAAUCCGGGUAUCGGUCUCAAGAACAAAUGCAAAGUUAGACCGUGAGCUUACGGAUGAAGACUUUGAAGUGAAGCAGAAGUCUACCUUCGAUAUAACUGGCAAUGAGUUAGUCCCCUCAGCGAAAUACGAUUUCAAGUUUAAAGAUUAUGCGCCUUGGGUCUUUCGACAUCUGCGAUCUCUCUUCCGCCUGGACCCUGCAGACUACCUCAUGUCUCUGACCGGAAAGUACAUUCUCUCCGAACUUGGAUCACCAGGCAAGAGUGGGAGCUUCUUCUACUUUUCCAGAGAUUAUAAGUACAUCAUUAAAACGAUCCAUCAUGGUGAACACAAAUUCCUGAGGAAAAUCCUCAGAGAAUACUAUUCACAUGUCAAACAAAACCCCAAUACGCUCUUGUCUCAAUUCUACGGCCUCCAUAGAGUCAAGCUUCCGUAUGGCAAGAAGAUCCACUUUGUUGUCAUGAAUAAUCUCUUUCCCCCGCAUCGCGAUAUCCAUACGACCUUCGACUUGAAAGGCUCGACUAUUGGUCGAGACUAUAGGGAAGAAGACUUGGAGAAGAAUCCCCGAGCCACAUUGAAGGAUCUGAACUGGUUGCGACGAAAGCGUACCUUGGAGCUUGGGCUGGAAAAGAAGCGAUUAUUUUUGGAACAACUACAACGCGAUGUUGUUCUUCUAAAGCGCCUCGAUAUCAUGGACUAUUCUCUCUUGGUGGGUAUCCAUGAUCUAUCAAGAGGCAACGACGAAAACCUUCGCGAUAAGACACUUCAGGUUUUUAACCCAGGUGGUGAGAAGUCUCCUGAAGAUGAGCCCCAAUCUGUCCUCCUUCGAACUCCUUCGAAGUUGGAAAACGCACGAAAAGCUCGGGAGCUCAGGCAGAUGAUUCGGGCGGAAAGGCCAGUCCCGCUUGGACAGGCAUUUGACAAGAUGCCCGAAGUAUUGACUGAGGGUCAAAGCCGGCCUGGGUUCGUUUUCAAUGAGGAUGAUGGUGGUUUCAGGGCCACGCAUGAAGAUAAUGCUCCUGCUGAUGAGAUUUAUUAUCUUGGUGUCAUUGAUUGCCUAACUCAUUACGGAAUGAUCAAGAAGGUUGAGCAUUUCUGGAAGGGCCUGACAAGUGACAAAACACAGAUUUCAGCACUACCCCCAGCUCAAUAUGGGGAUCGUUUCUACAACUUCGUGGAGGGCAACACGAUGUCUGUGGAGGAGGCUAAGAGGGAGGAAGCGCGGUUGAAAGCACAGGAAAUUACCCAAAGCUUGGAAUCCACGAUCAAACCGCCCAAGCACCAAAGCAUUCCUCCUAUGCCCGAUCACCAACCGCCGGCACCUCCCCCAGGUGGACGAUCUCCGGAGGGCCGAGAGACUGUGGAAAUGGCCAGCAGGGAAGCCCAACGAACCGAAGCCGCGGGCGUGUCUGAAAAGCACAUCCCCGAUAGGACACUUCGGGCCGCAGUCCCCUAUUCGGAUAAGCGAGAAUCUCUUCAUCGUGAACCGAUCCUCCCCCUCGUCCAAGAGGCAAUUGAAACCUCAGAGAUUCGUCCCGAAACUCCGCCAAAGAAUUUCAUGUUACCACCAACCCGAGCUCCACCUCCAACUCCACCGAAACCAUCAUCGCUGGCUAACGCUUCUGGUUUCCCAAACGGUACCGCCGGUAGGAGACUAAAAACCAUGGCAAGCCAAGAGAGCCUUAACAAAUCUCUACCGCCGCUUCCGAAACAGGAAGAGACGGACGACAGUGGCGUUAGAAUGGUUGCAUAG